Molecule: messenger RNA, 3962 nt
Organism: Trichoplusia ni (cabbage looper)
Lineage: Eukaryota; Metazoa; Arthropoda; Insecta; Lepidoptera; Noctuidae
Product: piggyBac transposable element-derived protein 4-like
Exons: 1
Coding region: 2114-3832 (572 amino acids)
Source: RefSeq, a predicted model, not a curated record
GAGCGAAUAUACAAUGUAAAAUGUGGAAAAAACAGGAAAAAAUAUUCAUCUUCUAGGGCUUCCGUUAAAUAACUCCUAUCUUAUAUCUUCUUACUACACAGACGAAAUCGCGAGCAACAGCUAGUAAGCAUAUAAACAGAUUGGAAAACAUGGCUAAUGAACUGAAAAUUGUAGUGCCCAACAUGAGUUUAGUGCAAAAUCAACUUGUAACAGCGCUAACAGCGAGUACCCUUCUACAAACCUUAAGAAGAACUCAAGAUAUUUUAUUGAACACAGUUACUAACAUUCGCCACGGUCAGUUUAACAUUCACUUACUAACACCGGAACAGUUGAAACAAGAACUUAACGUAAUAUUGCCGGUCAAUUGUCUGACGAUCUAACAUUACCAGUUGAAAAGACUGAUUUAUCCAAGCUGUACCACUUAUUACACAUAAAGGCCACAAUGACUAAGGAAUACUUGAUAUUUGAAAUAACCUUGCCACUUAUCAGUAGAUAUCGAUACAAACUAUACCAUGUCAUUCCUAUUCCCAAACAAGUUAGUAACAAUUACACAGCAAAAAACUUCCGCUUUUUUUGGAAUAAAUCUCAAGAAAGACACUUAUGUAACGAUGAGCGCUGCUGACCUCUCGACUUGUAUAACAGAAGAAGAUACCUACAUAUGUCUUCUGAGGAACCCUACUUACCAUCUAAGCAGUGACAACAAUUUCUGCAAACUAGAUCACGAAACAAACCAAUGUAAAGUAGAAAAGAACUCAUGUUCUAACAAAUGGAUUACAUUGCACAAUCCUUCUGAAUACCUAUUUUAUGGCUGCAACAACUAUACUGUAAAAAUCAUUUGCGGAGAAGAUGUUGUCGAACUGAUCAAUGGAGCAGGAAUAAUACAUCUAGAACAAGGCUUCUAUGAUAAAGGGUCAUGACUUUACCCUUCACUCUUACACAUUUUUUUACAAUAGAGUUACUAUAAGCCCAAACAUCAAUUUACCUAACAUUAAUCAGAUAAACAACAUCAUCAACGUGACCAUACCAGCCUCUUCGACUGUCAACAACCAGAACGACACCUACGAUGAAACAAUAGAUGAGGAUCUACAGAGACUGUAUCAACGCAUUAAACAGACGAGAAACAUUGAUUUAGAACUAGAUUACACUGUGUCCUCUCAUGACAUCCAUCAGCUACUCCCUGGUGGCUGUGGCGGUGACGGCGUGCUGCUGUUGAGGUGGCAACGAUGUCGCAUGCAACGCGUGUUCGUGCCUCCAUCGGACAUCGCGCUACAACGAAUUUGUGUCCCGAGCGCUAGUGCGUGUCCACAUAACAUGCGUAAACGUCAGCCUAGUGUGCAUACUGAAGUGAAUGUGGUUAAAAAACAAAACAAAGCGUGUUCACCAAUACCUAUAUAGAACUAAUGGGCAUUAAGUACAUUGUUUACUUGAAAAAUGAUUUGUUUACAGCAUCAUUUUGUUUUAAUUUUAAAAUAUCAAUCAUAAUUUUCUCAACAUCUUAGUUCAUCAUCAUCUUUGCCGCCCCGGAACAUGUUCGGUCUAACGUCACCGAACCCUUUGCGAAAAAACAGCAGUAAUGUGCUGCUUUGUUAUUUUAGUUUACUUAACACGUUGACUGCCAUAUGGAAAUCCGAAUAUAUUUGCGUUUUUCAUCAGUCGUUUAAAUGACGUGAAACGACUCAUUUAAAAGAUUUCUAUAUAUAAUAUAUGUUUUUAUAUAUUUUUUUGUUUAUUAUGUGCUGUUUUUAGUCCGCCGGUCAUUGACACCCGGCGCGGCGCAAAUGUAAUAUUUUUUUCAUUGGAGCCACGCCGGUCAAAUCGCCGGUCAUCCUUGUUAAUCGCGUAAAAAUUCCCGCCAAAACGUCCAUCCUGCGCCCGAGCGAGCGCGCUACUGAUGAGUGACGAAUAAAGAAAUAUUAGGAUAGUGCAUGCUGCGUCCCUUCCCCACUGCCCCGCAUGACAUUUCUUCCGCGUCCUGUGCGAAUAAUUAUUGUUUUUGAAAUUGUAGGUAAGUAAACAACUCAGUGCACAGUUUUAUUUGACAUAGAUCGGAGCGCGCGCUAAAUGGUCACCUAAUAUUCUAGUUUAUUGUUAUUAUUUUAUAUCAAAGCUAUAGAUGAACAUGUUGUUUGACGAAUUGGAUCUAACUUUAGAUGAUUUUCGUGAAAUAGAACAUAUUGAAUCCCAAUUUCGUGAGACGGAGAGUCAUUCAAGUGAUUAUGAAGAGUUUAUUCGGUUUCCAAAUCGCCGUGCAAGGAAGCGCUGCAUAGUACCAUCUGAUACUGAAGACGAAGAAACCCUUGUACCCUCACCGUCAGAGUCUGGUUACACUCCAAAUACGGAAUGGCACGAACCACAAGGUAAACAACCUAAUAUAAUACCUUACACUGAAAUUUCUGUUUUGAAGCCGAUGCAUUUGCGACACGCUUUAGCUGGCGGUCAACCAGCUGAUUUUUAUAAUUUGAUGGUACCAGAGGCUCUGUUAGAAGAUAUAGCUAGACAGACCAAUAUUUUUGCCGCGCAAGUUUUAUCUAAAAGUCGAUUAUCGCGCCAAUCCAGACUACACUUGUGGAAGAACACUGAUAAAACUGAAAUCAAGAAGUUUUUCGGUCUUAUAAUUUGGAUGGGUUUGGUAAAAUUACCAAAACUAGCACUAUAUUGGUCUAAUAACCCAAUGUACGCACAACCGUUCGCUAAAAAUAUUAUGAGCCGCAACAGGUUUGAAAUAUUACUGAGGAUGUUGCAUUUUUCUAAUAACGAGGAGGCUCGUGAAAAUGAUCGUUUAUGGAAAAUAAGCAAUCUUCUAAGUACCUUGAAUGCUAAUUUUGCUUACCACUAUACACCUGGUGAAUUUCUUUGUGUGGAUGAGAGCAUGAUUCCAUUUCGUGGUAGAGUAAUCUUCAGACAAUAUAAUAAGCAAAAACGCCAUAAAUAUGGUAUAAAACUAUUUAAAUUAUGUACUGUUCCCGGAUACACUUGGAAAAUUGAGGUUUAUUCUGGAAAACAGCUCGAUUCUGCUUUUUCUACACCGACAAAUGUGGUGCUCAGGCUGUGUGUGGGUUUACUAGGAAAGGGCCAUUCUGUAUUUGUAGACAAUUGGUACACAAGUUUGGAUUUAGCAGAAAAGUUAAUUGACAAUGAGACACAUCUUAUUGGUACAUUACGCAGAAACAGAAAGUACUUGCCGAAACAGGUGAUGGAAGCCAAAUUAAACCCUGGUGAGUUUGCAGCCAAAGAAAACAGUAAGGGAAUUACAGUUAUGAAAUGGAAGGACAAACGUGACGUUUGUCUACUGUCAACUAAACACUCUAUAGGAUUUAGAAAAACUAAAAAUAAGAGAGGAAUAGAGGUGAUUAAGCCAAAGAUAAUUAUGGAUUAUAAUAAAGCUAAGGCAGCAGUAGACCUCUCGGAUCAAAUGACAGCGUAUUCUUCUCCGCUUCGAAAGUCUAUCAAGUGGUACAAAAAGUUGGCCUUAGAACUGCUUCUAAAUACAGCUGUAGUAAAUGCUCGGGUUUUAUAUGAAGCUACCACAAAAAAGAAGAUACCCAUUAUUGAAUUUAGACGAAAACUGUCACAACAAAUGAUUGACACAAACCCACGUUAUGGAGCAACGAGUAACAUUCCAUGUAGGCCAAAGAGAAUAAAACAUUCUCUUGUAAAAGCAGACGGGAAGGCUGCGAAGACAAGAAAAUUUUGUGUAGGUUGUUACAAGAAUAAUUCACAAACGCAUGGAAGAAAAAUUGCCAAAAACAAAACCAAAAAGGUUACGACAUUUUGUUCAGUUUGCCCAGACAAGCCAUAUUUGUGCAGAUCGUGUUUUGAUAAAAAUCAUUAAUUUUCUGUUUGUUUUUUAAUUUUAAAUUACUUUGAUCUCAACACAAAAUAAUGUGUCUCUAAAUAACACUAGUUUGUGAUUUGUAAUAAUAAAAAUAUUUUAAAAAGUAUACUGUCUUUAAUUUACAUCA